Molecule: messenger RNA, 2295 nt
Organism: Serendipita indica DSM 11827
Lineage: Eukaryota; Fungi; Basidiomycota; Agaricomycetes; Sebacinales; Serendipitaceae
Source: the annotation of a GenBank genome assembly
AUGGCUGGCCGAUCAAAGAAGGGCAAGUUCCUCGAAUCGGACAUUGAUCAGCAACUACAGCAAAUUCACCUUUUGGAUGCUCAGUCUACCUCUGAAAAUUUGGAGCAACUCGCGCCAAUAAUCAAGAACAUUCAUGCCACUAGACAGCAAGACGCAUACCUGCGGACAUUGAAGCAGCUUGCAGAGAGCAAAGAAGCGGAAAUUCAGCAAAUAUGCAGCGACAACUACCAGGAUUUCGUGUCCUCGGUAUCCACGAUGCUGAACGUCCGCUCGUCCACGAACAAUCUGCGCGAUAGGAUCAUCUCAUUGGACGAUAGUGUCAAUCAAGCAGGCAGAGCUCUCGCUGAGAAAAAGAAGGGUCUCCUCAAGGCAAAGAAAGCAGCCAUGAACCUGGACGAAGCAAUAGAAACACUCCAGGCGUGUUUAAGACUUCUCGAUCUCGUGAAUCGAAUAGGAGAAUUGAUCAAGCAAGGCAAAUACUAUAGCGCUUUACGGUCACUAGAUGAUAUUCAGAAUCUCCCUACAUCCUCUCUUUCUCAGACACCAUUCUUUAAUCAUUUACUGGCCUCCCUCCCAUCCUAUCGUACCCAAAUCAAGGAUGCGGUCACCGCGUCGCUCAAGACAUGGCUCUUUGAUCUCAGGAAUGUAUCUCGACAAGUUGGGAGCCUCGCACUAGAGGCGAUGGAUCUACGGAGUAAACGUUGGGCACAACGGAAGGAGAAAGAGCCUCAACUCAAGCUUUGCCGACUCGGUGGUGCAGUAGAGCUCAUCACCUACGAGAAAGUGGAAUACGAUGUAUUCGACAAUGACAAGCUCCAGGUAGACUUCAAGCCGCUGUAUCAAAGUAUCCUCAUCUACACGGCUCUAGAAAUGCUAGAGGAGCUUCAAAAGAGCUAUCAAGCCGACAGAAAGACACAAUCAACGCUUAUUCUAUCCUCGCAAAUGUCGCUCCAGUCCCUUGCAGAUCUUACAGAAGAGAUUACCGGCUUCUUCAUCGCCGAAACGCAUGUCCUUCAGAAUACUCGCGGCUUCAGAAGUCAGCGUGAGGUGGACGAGCUCUGGGAAGGCGUUUUAGAGCGAUUGAAUUCUUCGGUUGCAUCCGAACUGGAGACGGAGUCAGAUCCGGAAGUUUUCCUUGGAGUCAAAGAGAGUCUGCUCGCAUUCACGAUGACAAUGGAGGGCUAUGGUUAUGACUGCCAACGCCUUCAUGAUCUCAUUCUGCUCCUUUUCGGGAGCUAUGCAUCUCUGUUGGAAAAACAAUACGAAACGAUUGUCCAAGAAGACGAUAAUACUCCACUCACCGCAGAAACUGGCGAAGAGUUGGAUGCUAUCGUCUCAGGAUGUUGGCUGCCGUCAAGUGUCGCUGCUUCUCUUUAUAGGCGAGUCAAUAAACAUACAGAGCCUGGGUCUAACUCUCACAAAAUACGGAGCUUUGUCCAAAAGUUCUAUCAGUUUGUCGAAGGCGUCUCACAACAUCAUCGGGACAUAGACGAGCUUUUGGGAACGUCGCUGGAUCGUCUCAUGACGAAGAACAUCUGCCAAAAGAUCUCCUCGAAAGUCAAAGAGAGUCAAGGAUUCAGCCAAAUCGCACAAAGUGUGAUCACAUUGGAGUACUUUGAGAAUGCAUGCGGCGAAAUUGAGCAAGGUCUUGCGAGCCUGCGCUCAAUCCAACGGGGAGGUUCCAUCAGGCUCGGCUGUCGACCCGUGUUUGCCGAAACAUUGCAACUCGCACUCAAACGCAUCGAUGAAGUACUUUUGGUCAAACUAGAAAGCAACUUUGAAAUGUCGGACUUUGAAUGGACGCCGUCGGGCAGCAGUGGAGGGCCUAGUUUGUACAUGAUCCAGAUGAUCAUGUGGCUCACAACGAACAUUGAUGCGCUAUCUCUGCAAGACAUUUACAAGAACAAUGCGUACACAACCGCGAUUCAGUACAUAGCUGACAGCUUGACGGAAUGCUUGACUGGUACCACCGUAUCCCAACUCAACGACGCCGCGCUGUCGAAUAUGCUUGUAGACAUUGAUUUUGUCGAGCAGUCACUCCGAGACAGCGGUCAGUCGCAUCUGAGCUCCAUCUUUGACCAUUUGAAGCUAUUGGUCUCCAUUCCAUUGAACAAUACCGUUCAGGAAUACUUGAACGCGUCACAGCGCCAAGCUUCAUACGCGUCAAUCAGACCCACAGAACUCGCACCAGUGCUGGAGAAGCUUGCUCGAGGGAGUUCCAACUCGAGAGAGAGGGCUGAGAGAGAGCGAGGCGAGCGCAGAAGAACAGAGGCACUUGCCGUUUCCAGAUUGUAG